Messenger RNA from Mastomys coucha (southern multimammate mouse), 744 nucleotides. RefSeq names its product glutathione S-transferase Mu 3. Bases 16 to 570 code for a protein of 184 amino acids. The record is from RefSeq and is a predicted model, not a curated record. Lineage: Eukaryota; Metazoa; Chordata; Mammalia; Rodentia; Muridae. The transcript is spliced from 7 exons. Gene Ontology annotation, molecular function: glutathione transferase activity. Gene Ontology annotation, biological process: glutathione metabolic process.
GAGAAGAGAUACGUCAUGGGGGAUGCCCCCAACUUUGACAGAAGCCAGUGGCUGAGUGAGAAAUUCAGUCUUGGCCUGGACAUUCCCAAUCUGCCCUACUUAAUUGACGGGCCGCACAAGGUCACCCAGAGCAAUGCCAUCCUGCGCUACCUUGGCCGCAAGCACAACCUGUGUGGAGAGACAGAGGAGGAGAGGAUUCGUGUGGAUACUCUGGAGAACCAGGUCACGGACACCCGCAUACAACUCAUGAUAGUCUGCUGCAGUCCUGACUUUGAGAAGCAGAAGCCAGAGUUCUUGAAGGCUAUCCCUGAUAAGAUGAAAAUCUACUCUGAGUUCUUGGGCAAGCGCCCAUGGUUUGCAGACGACAAGGUCACCUAUGUGCAUUUCCUUGCUUAUGACAUUCUUGACCAGUACCGUAUGUUUGAGCCCAAGUGCCUGGACGCCUUCCCAAACCUGAAGGACUUCCUGGCCCGCUUCGAGGGCCUGAAGAAGAUCUCUGCCUACAUGAAGAGUAGCAGCUUCCUCCCAAGACCCGUGUUUACUAAGAUAGCCCAGUGGGGCACUGAUUAGGCCCCUGCCAUGCUGGCACUCACAGGGGGACCUGUCCACACUGCAGAUCCUGCAGGCCCUGGGUGGGGACAGCACCCUGGCCUUCUGCAGUGUGGCUCCCGGUUCUCUCUCCUUCCCGCUCCCUUCUGCUGCUGUGUCAGCCCCAUCUCCUGGCCCUCACCUGAGUCAAGCCCA